This is a messenger RNA of Exophiala xenobiotica, 3395 nucleotides long. RefSeq lists its product as uncharacterized. The record is from RefSeq and is a predicted model, not a curated record. Gene Ontology annotation, molecular function: trans-aconitate 2-methyltransferase activity. The transcript has a single exon. NCBI's taxonomy places the organism in Eukaryota, Fungi, Ascomycota, Eurotiomycetes, Chaetothyriales, Herpotrichiellaceae. Bases 73 to 1005 code for a protein of 310 amino acids.
AGUUAUCAUACGUAUACUUAAGAUGCUUGAGCCGCAGUAUUCGUGCUGACGAGUCUGCGGCUGAUAGCAAGCAUGAACUGUAUGUUUAGAAUCGUAGCCAGGCCGACCGCCAAAAGCUCCAUCAACCCUCUGGCUCAUACCAGCAACUUGAAUCGAGAGCUCUCGGCAAGAUCAGUAGUCCUUGCCAGAACCAUCCACUCCACAUUAGCCGCCAUGCAGACCCAAGACUGGAAUGCAGCACAAUAUCUCAAGUUCGAACGGCAACGCACGCGGCCAGCGACGGACUUGCUGGCCCAAAUACCCCUGACCUCCCCCAAGCGCAUCAUCGACCUCGGCUGUGGUCCUGGUAACUCGACCGCUGUGCUCGCCAAACAGUUCCCAGAAGCCCACAUCACCGGCAUCGACUCUUCGCAGGACAUGAUUGCAAAGGCCAGAAAGUCUCUUCCUGAUACUGAUUUUCAACUGGCUGACCUGAGCACAUUCCGGGACACCGAGUCCGCGGACCUGCUCUUCUCAAACGCCGUAUACCAAUGGAUCCCAUCCGACGAUCGUAUCCCGAUCUUCACUAAGCUCAUAAGCACGCAAAAGCCAGGCGGAGUGUUCGCGUUCCAAGUCCCGGACAACUUCAACGAGCCUUCACAUGUUGCAAUGCGUGCGCUGGCCGAAGAGGGUCCCUGGUCUAAGACGCUAAAAGCCCUGGAAACCCCUCCUACACGCAGGCCGUUCCAGUCACCCCAGGAGCUGUACAACGCCUUGAAGCCGCUGUGCUCGGGCGUGGAUAUCUGGCAUACGCACUAUUACCAUAUCCUGGACGAUCAUCAGGCUAUCGUCGAAUGGGUCAAAGGCACUGGGUUGCGGCCAUAUAUUGAUCCGCUCCAACAGGGUGAAAAAAAGGGUUUCCUGAAGGCAUAUCUGAAGAAGAUUGAAGAAUUAUAUCCUCCAUUGCUUGAUGGCAAGGUGUGUCUGAAAUAUCCCAGGUUGUUUGUGGUCGCCGUUCGGGCUUAAAACCUGUUGCGGUCUUUUUUCCUGCCUUGUUCAUAGCCAGCCUCGAAAUAUCAGUCACAAGACACACCGCCUACAUUUUCACACGUACUGCACCACAUCCACAAUGAACGGUCUUCACUCACUCGCCCGCCCUGCCAGCCAAUCAGACUGUACCAUUUCUUCCAUUUUGUCCUGUUAUAUAUUUGAGAGGUCGAUUUGUGGUCAACAUUCCUUACUGUCAAGGACAAACUGAGAUCGCUCAGCUGGCGUGCCGGUAACGAGUGUGGUUCGAACCCCGGUUCGGACACCAUUCCGACCGUAAUGUCGUUAAACUAAUGCUCAUACCUUCUCGUGUCCCCCUGUGUUGAACCUUGUUGCUCCGAGGGGCGAUGAUACCAAGGGGCACGAGUCGUAACGUAGAACUAACCAUCGGAGCACUUACUAGGUCGGCCGAACAACACUCAACAACCACACCAACCGAAUCGAAAAAACCACCUAUCGUCGACCAGGGAGUUUUGGCUCCCCUCCACGGUCUAGAGAACCCGUUCCCUAGACCCUGGUGGGAAGAGUUUUUGCCAUUUUUGGUUUCUGAAUCCUGUUCUGCCUCGACUCGAUACCUGUAUGCGAUCUUUUUGCCGACUACAUCUAGGUAGCUGAGUGUCUGAGAAGGAUAUCGCCAAGCCGAGCCCAAAGAAUCAUACAGACAGGGAAUUGUGAACACAGCAUCCUCCGUGAUAUCCGGCAGUUGUCACCAACUACAGCCGUACGCCGUUGACGUGAUCACGGAUGGCCAGUUCGACGUCAAACUCCGAACUUCUGAAAGUGUCCAUCCAGUCUCCAAUGACCGGCUGUCUCAAAAGCCAAUCCGAAGUAGGCCGUCCUGCGCUACCCGGCGAAGCAAUAUCACCGCCAAACGCUUCAACAAGCGGCUCCUUCAUCGCACCGUCCUCAUCCGUGGUCCAAUGAGCCUGACAGACCACUUCGAAAUCUCCCAAGACAGGGUCAACCCGAUCGGGCGACGGUCCAAGGACAUACAGUCUGUAGUUGCGUCCAUCCUUCUCGGUGAACAGCAAUGGAACAGCGCGCGAUCGUGGCGGACCAAGCCGGUCCAGCAUACUCGAAUGUAGAGCUGCAGUAUUAUUCGAGACCGGCUCAAAUCCUCGGAGCACCGUCAGCGCCGUUGCAAAUGCGGGACCAUUGAACAAUCCCUCGCGACCGAUCAGUCGAAGACGUUCAGUGAUGAAGUCCCUCCACAGAUUGCAAGGGCAGCAUAGUCCGCAGAGAAAUAGCAUAGCAGAGAACCCAAUGUCAACAGCUUCGCCGAAGACCCAAUGGUCCUGGUCGCGACCUCGGCCGAUAGCCCCUUUCUCCGCGUAAUCCGACAGGUGCAAGACUUCACUGACAUGAAAGUACGUGGCAAGCUCAUAGGCUUCAUCGUUCCCACUUAUACGAGCCAGAGCCCACAUCAGUCUCGCCAUGCAAAAGUGAUACAGCGCUGCAGUCAAGGCUGAUUGAUAUGUGUGUUGUUGUUUCCGUUGCUGCGGCAUGACGAGGAGUCCGUCAACAUCCCGCCGACUCAAGCCUGAGGGAUAUUUUUGAGCCACCGAAUUUAGCGACGAGUCGUUGUACCUGUCCUUCCAGUCUUCGACUUCCUCGAGGAACGUUUUGAUCCUUUCCAUGGGGAUCGACCCGAGAUCCUUCACGAACGGACUCCACACCAGAUCUGCGACGUACUCUUCGGCCGAGAAGACGUCAAGGAGCUGAUGCAUGUACUCGGCCAUGAGAGAUCCAUCCUUGUCCUUUCCUAGAGCCCGGGUGCGUCGUCUCUCGUCCGGGUGAAGUCUGCAAGAAUUCUCCGCCCCGAACAAGGUGAUCGGAAGAGGAAGUACGACCCGACAGACGAAGCUCAGGUGCCGCAGCGCCGAUCCGAUCGGUAGCAGGGAGUCUGAUUCCUCUUUUUCGAGAUCCGACCAGAGGAGGAAGAAGUACUUUGCGAGAUGAUAAUGACGAACGGCAGCUGGGAUAUUGCCAUUGAAGCACUGGUUCCAGGUCAGUCAGCUGGGUUAUAAAAAUUUGCAGUAAGGUUGUUAGCGGAGUAGCAUUACCUCGAAAUAAGCCAGCAACAGUAGGACUGCAAUGACGAGAUCUGAGGACGGUGGCUCGGACUUCAGUUGUCUCGAUAGGCCCUGGAUAGCCAUGGUGUACGUCUGCAAUGCUGUCACCUUUGUGUCCGCGCCCCUGGUCUUCGCGUUCUCUUCCGAGCCAGCCAGAAGUAAGGACGCUCGAUGCAAUGACCCGAGUGCCGUGAUCGUGUCGUAGAUGUACUCCGACUCCCAGGCUUCCUGGCAAAGGGUGUCGCGCCAGAAGCGGAGAUAGCAUGCUGGGAACAAGACGUGGACCGUCCGGAAGAG